AUGAGGAUUUACAAGUGCAAAGCUGGACAUGUGAGGUGCUCAUUGUGCCACGAGAAGCUUAAAGCCACCGGAAGCUGCCAUAUGUGUGGUGGUGUUGCCAACAGUUCUUACACACGGAGCCGCGCCAAGGAGCGCGUGGUUGAGGCCAUCCGCGUCCAGUGCCCAAAUGCUGGUCGCGGCUGCACCACCAGGCCGGCCUACUAUGACCAGGAGAGACACCGUCAGACAUGUCUGCAUGCGCCCUGCCGCUGUCCCAUUGUGGACUGCAACUUCGUCGGCUCGACAAAGGUCAGGACUGGCCAGAUGUGCAACUUAUACCUCAAGGAUGGCCUCAACACCGUCAAGCUCCCUGACGAAAAGCAAGGCACCACCGCCCGCAGGCUGUGCCUGUUCCUGCUGGACGUGGUGCGCCAGCUGCUUGGCUGCACGAUCUCCGUGCUCCUCAUCCACCCACAUGGUGCCGAUGAGCACCAGGGUUCGUGCUCCAUGAAGAUGAAAUGCGAGCUCACGUACUCAUGGAACCUUUCAUUGAGUUGCGGUGAUCAGGUGGAGCAUAGCCAGGAGUCCAAGUUCACCGCGACAUGCACUGAUCGAUCCACUGGACUGCCCAACCCUGACGAGGGCUUCCAGUUUGUUGUGCCUAAUUCCGUUCUUGCAGACGAUGACAAGGAGAACGCUAUCAAGGUUGGGUUCCGUAUUGCCAACAACUCAUAG
Messenger RNA from Panicum hallii, 714 nucleotides. Its product is annotated as E3 ubiquitin-protein ligase SINA-like 7. Lineage: Eukaryota; Viridiplantae; Streptophyta; Magnoliopsida; Poales; Poaceae. The record is from RefSeq and is a predicted model, not a curated record. The coding region runs from base 1 to 714 and encodes 237 amino acids. Gene Ontology annotation, molecular function: ubiquitin protein ligase activity; zinc ion binding. Gene Ontology annotation, cellular component: cytoplasm. The transcript has 3 exons.